AUGACCGGCUGGGCAGACGAAGUGGCUGAGGACGAAGAUGAGGUCGACGAGGGCCGAAGCGACGGCGAUAUCCUGGGGGAUGUGCAGGACGUCAAUAGGCGGAAUAAGAGGCGUCCGCCGAGACCAGAAGAUGGUAUCCCCUGGGAAGAGCAGUGGGAGACGGACCUGGAGGCGUUCCAGCCCGGGCAGAUGUCCCAAUUCCGCCAGUCCGUCCAAGCGCAUACAGACUGGGUGAAUGAUGUCGUUCUAUGUAACCACAAUCAGACGGUUGUAUCCGCAUCGUCGGACGGUACAGUCAAAGCCUGGUCUCCACAUGCACACUCCCCUUCGGAGCCUGCUAUCGUCGGCGCGCACGAUGAUUACGUUCGGUGUCUAGCUUACUGCCGGGACCGCCAGUGGCUUGCAUCCGCAUCGUUCGACCGCACGAUCAAGAUUUGGGACCCGGCGCGCACGGAGCAGGAUGCUCUGGUGACGCUGAACACACCCGAGGCGUCUGGACCUAAAGCAUCCGUGUACGCCCUGGCUGCUGACCCGUUCGGCUCGGUAAUUGCGUCGGGCUCGCCAGAACGCGUUGUGCGUAUGUGGGACCCUCGCAGCGGCAAGAGGGUCAGCAAACUUGUCGGCCACACGGAUAAUAUUCGCGCCAUUCUUAUCAGUGAAGAUGCUAGAUAUCUCCUGACUGGCUCCGCAGAUGCAUCCGUCAAAUUAUGGUCUCUGGCUACUCAACGCUGUUUGCACACCUUUACACAUCACGCCGAUUCUGUUUGGUCAUUAUUCUCCAACCAUCCGUCUCUCGAGAUUUUCUACUCCGGUGACCGUACCGGCCUUGUAUGCAAGGUUGACGCCGAGGGGUGCACGGAUAUCUCAGAGGGCGAGUGUGUGCUUAUCGCUCAAGAAUCUGACAGCAACGCGCUCAAAGCACUGGAUGGUAUAAACAAGAUAGUCGCAAUGGACGACAACUUGCUCUGGACCGCUAGCGGAAGCUCGAGUAUCAAGCGUUGGCGUGUGCCGCAGCGCAGAGCCGUCCGCGCGAUGGUGCUUGGAAGCGGGUCGGAUGAGAACCUCAACUUCACGACGAGUCCGACAGAUUCACCUCGAGAGCAGCAAUCGUCACCGACGCUGACUAACAAACUGGAUUUCGAACGCGAGGGCGACGAGACGUGGUACGGGCUGCCGUUCGAAAGCCUUGUCAAGCUGACGUCGCCGAACGAAGGCUUCGCCGGAUUUAGCGGCGUAGGCAGAGGUAGGGACCCCGAGGUUGCGACACUCUAUAGCGCGGCGAGUAUUAUGAGCGUGCCAAGGCUGGUGCGGAGCCCCUUACAAGCAGUCUUCUCCGGGAAUACCGCAUCGAACGUCAGCGGUCCGCUGGGCGUCCCGCGCAGCGCUAGCCCCAUCCAGGCAGAUUCGAUCACGGCACAUUCGCGCAUACCGGAGGAGACGUUGCAUCCACGCCGAACAGCGCGAGCGGAGUACGAAGAGCGCGAGAUGGCAUCCGAUGCCGUCCCACUCCGCACUAUCCCGGACGAAGUGAUCCAUGGAGAGCAAGGGCUGGUGCGCUGCGCGCUGCUCAACGACCGCGUACACGCGCUGACAGUCAACAUCGAGGGCGCCGUCGCAGUUUGGGACAUUGUACGCGGCGCGUGCCUUGGGCGAUUUAUCGCCGAAGAUGUUGCAGAGGCAAGCUUCUGCAGCUCAACCUCCUCUUCACAUGGAAGCAAAUACGACUCGCAGGACACCGAGCGCAGUCCGCGCGAAGCUCUCGAGACGGUGAAGGAGCGCGUCGAGGGUGAGGCGGUCGUGGCGAACUGGGCGAGCAUCGACACGAAGACGGGCUUGCUCAGCGUGCACCUGAACGAGCGCUGUUUCGAGGCCGAGAUCUACGCGGACGAGGCGGGCUUCGGUCCCGAGAAACAUUUUGGGGACGAAGCAAGGAUUAACGUGGGCAAGUGGGUGUUGCGUAACUUGUUCAUACACUUCAUACGUGACCAGCAACGUGCCGUUGCAAAACGUACCCGCGAGACGAAUGUCCCAGAAAACCAUAGAAUGCAUCGAGGGGCUGCACCGGGACAUAUUGAUAUUGGAAGCAAUUCGCCCGAACAAACGCGGCUAUCAUCUGAGGCUAAGCGGUCGCCAACGCGCAGCAAGAGUACGGUGGUCGUAGCCUCUCCGAACAUGGUUCCCGCUGUGACACCGAGCAUCACGACCUCCACGGGAUCUUCGCCUCUUAUACCGCCGAUGAUACCCAUUAACGCUUCCUUACGAGACCCCUCGGCUCUGUCUCCGAUACCACAGUCGCCAUUAAGCACUACUAAUACGCCUAUGCCCCGGCGGUCUGCGACAGUGGAUUACGGCGUGCCAGCAGCUAUGCGUGAAAACGACUACUUCUCACUGCGGGGACGGAGACCGAGUAUGUCUGCACCACCGCCUGUGCCUGUGCCGCCGUCACCCGAUGACUUCGGCAGCUGGGGCGCACCGGCCACGAAGGCAUCGGACUCUAACCUGUCAACGCCUAGUACGCCAGGCAGACUUAUGGGGCGCCUCAAGGCCUUUGGGAAGACGCAAAAAAAGAGUAGCACGGACACACCGGGCGCCGCUACGCCUGGAACGAACCAAACUACCGAGCCGGCGACCCCUGCUACGCCGUUGCAAACGCUGUUCGCAGCACCACUUAACCCGCCGUCAUCAAACGAGGCGCCGUCAAUCCCGAUUCCGCCGCACACGUCGAUCCUCAUCUCAGAAGAAUGCCCGUCGGGCUGGGCAACGUUAUACCGCGGGCAGGUGUCGAGCACAGGUCAGGACGCGCGGACGCUUGAAGAGAUGAUGCCGUUUUGGCUGCUCGAGUACCUCUUUGUGAAUAGGAUCCCGCCAAUCCCGACGAUCAAGGUCAGCUUCGUGCUUUUGCCGUACCAAAGCAAGGAUCCCAAUGAAGAUCAGCUGCCGGAGUUAUUAAAUACGGCGCAAUCGAAGCUGACGGCGAGCCGCUUCUUAAGAGUGAGAAAGCUCACACAUCAUGUGCAUGACAAGCUCGAAAAAAUCAGCAAUACAGGCUCGCGCACAGCAACGCCCCGUUCAUCGAUGGACGCCCGCUCGCUUGCGUCGCUCAGCAAGCAGCUCUCACGCACGGACAGCGACUUGCGCCUGCGGCCCGAGGACCAGUUCGAGAUUCUCUGCAAUGAGACGGUCCUUCCGCUCGACAUGACUCUCGCGUCUGCACGGCAGUUUGUGUGGAAACAGUCGGGCGAGCUCGUCAUGUAUUACCGGCGGAAGAAAGCCGCUCACGAGCAGCCAUCCGUUCCGACCGUCGGAUCUCAUCUCACUGUUGGACACCCGCGCCCUGGCCAGUCUCAUGUGUAA
Molecule: messenger RNA, 3354 nt
Organism: Phanerochaete carnosa HHB-10118-sp
Lineage: Eukaryota; Fungi; Basidiomycota; Agaricomycetes; Polyporales; Phanerochaetaceae
Exons: 11
Coding region: 1-3354 (1117 amino acids)
Biological process (GO): protein deubiquitination; double-strand break repair via homologous recombination
Molecular function (GO): ubiquitin binding
Source: RefSeq, a predicted model, not a curated record